AUGACAAGUGCAAGUAUUCGCUCCUAUCUACAGCAAAGGGUCCAACAAUACUACCUCGAUGUUCUUCCCUCACGUUGGCGCGCGUUGCUCUCUCGUUUAGCUCGUAACACACAGAAGUGGCAACAAGAUGAACAAGAUGUUAAUCCUAAUCGAAAUUUGUUGAUAGAUAUUUAUGCAGACUUUGACCUUUCUAGUGCACUCCUUGAUGAGGAACACCAAGUCUACCGAGAAGGUGUUUCGCUUCUGCAUAGUUCUCCUUCAUCUUUUGAGAAUGACCAAUCAAAUGAAGCUAAAUCUGCGGUAAAACGACUUUUGCAAGCACUCCUCUCCUGCAUCGCAUUAAAGGAGACCAUCAUCACACAUUGGAAAAGUUCCUUCGCUAAUAUUCCCCCUGACACGCUUCGAGUAUACUGUCAUGCAUGUAUUGCACAUCCACAUCUCUCUACCAGCGAGGUGGAGAGAGUAAGUGCACUUUAUGCAUCAAUAUAA
Messenger RNA from Trypanosoma theileri, 489 nucleotides. RefSeq lists its product as uncharacterized. The record is from RefSeq and is a predicted model, not a curated record. NCBI's taxonomy places the organism in Eukaryota, Euglenozoa, Kinetoplastea, Trypanosomatida, Trypanosomatidae. The transcript has a single exon. The coding region runs from base 1 to 489 and encodes 162 amino acids.